AUGGGCAGAGUUCUUGACAUGGGAAUUCAAGCCGAUGAAGAAAAUUUAAAACAAUUCAAGGCUGCUAUAGAAUACCCUUUGUCGUCAAAGGAGUUGUUAAGACGCCAUGGCCGACGCCUUGUUGUUUAUGGGCUGACAUUUUUCUUUGCCAAUUUUGGCCACAACAGUACCACAUUUGUUCUUCCGGCCGAGCUAUUCCCAAUGAGAGUUUACUUGCCACAUGCAGAGUGCAGCAUCAGGGAAACCAUAGGACUUGUCACUGGAGGAGAUAUCCAGGGAGGAAGGCAGCCUGAGGGAGACACAUAUGUCCGCUCAGUGAGUCAGUCGGACACUGGAUACAAAGGAGUUAUCGGCUGCCAUGCAACCUCGCAUGGCGCCACAUGA
This is a messenger RNA of Fraxinus pennsylvanica, 384 nucleotides long. NCBI's taxonomy places the organism in Eukaryota, Viridiplantae, Streptophyta, Magnoliopsida, Lamiales, Oleaceae. The record is from the annotation of a GenBank genome assembly.